GCGCUGCUAGGCGAGGAGUUUAGAGGCGCGGCGUUGGAGAUGGCGCGGGCGUGGGAAGCGUGCACUGAUAUGCCGCUCUGGCAAUGGCGAUCUUUCCGCCAUCCUCAUGGGCUGCCACCACCCGAUUCGGCUGGAGGAUAUCUUGUUCUUGAGGAUGUUCCCGUAGAUAGCGAGUACAAUGACGAAGCUCCGGAGGACGAUGGUCCGACUACCAAAGAAGCUUGUCGUGACGACAUUGCGACGGCUGACAUCGAGGCACCUCGAAUACAUUUCUACACAUAUCAUAUUCUCUACAGUGAUUCAUACGGAGUUCCAAGGCUGUUUUUCAAUGUUCGGCUUCCAGAUGGCAGACAGUUGGAUUUGGAGCAAGUACAGAAAGACCUGCCACGCUCGUCCUGCGAGGAGCUUAAAAGGCACCGUUGGACAUUCCUCACUCUCGAGGAUCACCCGUAUUUGCAUAGUCCGUGGUUCACAUUGCAUCCGUGCGGAACAAGUGGCCUAAUGACCUCUAUAUUCCCCGUCGCAAGCUCCGAAACCGAGAGAAGCGGAAUCCAUUUGCAUCCUCGAGUGUCCCGCAAAGUUGAAAGUGGCAGUGGCCUCCGAUACCUGCUGGCCUGGCUCUCAUUCUCGGGGGAAGCUGCGGGGCUAAAGAUAUCGUCCCAGACAUUCUCAAAACUUAUAUCGCAUUUAAACCAAGAGAAAAACGAGAACAACAGCAGGGUGGAGUAAGUGGACAACAGCAUCGCUUCUCUUUGCUUCAAUAAAGAAGCCGAAGAAGAUGGGAAAGGAAAAGUGGCCAAGGCCAAUUUUUACAAAACAAAA
Messenger RNA from Selaginella moellendorffii, 822 nucleotides. Its product is annotated as ubiquitin-like-conjugating enzyme ATG10. Gene Ontology annotation, cellular component: intracellular anatomical structure. The coding region runs from base 40 to 729 and encodes 229 amino acids. The transcript is spliced from 6 exons. Gene Ontology annotation, molecular function: Atg12 transferase activity. Gene Ontology annotation, biological process: macroautophagy; protein modification by small protein conjugation; protein lipidation. Lineage: Eukaryota; Viridiplantae; Streptophyta; Lycopodiopsida; Selaginellales; Selaginellaceae. The record is from RefSeq and is a predicted model, not a curated record.